Molecule: messenger RNA, 2946 nt
Organism: Priapulus caudatus
Lineage: Eukaryota; Metazoa; Priapulida; Priapulimorpha; Priapulimorphida; Priapulidae
Product: serine/threonine-protein kinase 3-like
Exons: 13
Coding region: 224-1807 (527 amino acids)
Biological process (GO): protein tetramerization; protein phosphorylation; regulation of MAPK cascade
Cellular component (GO): cytoplasm
Molecular function (GO): ATP binding; protein serine/threonine kinase activity
Source: RefSeq, a predicted model, not a curated record
UUGCGUAAAUGGCGGACGGAUGAGCAGUGUCUAACUUUUGUGUGUAGUAAAAAGACAACGAUACAAGUCAAUUUACGAGCACAAAUGAUCGAUUAUGACAGUAAUGUAGUAGGUGUCUGCAAAACUAUUGGCAUGUAAGCUGACUUAGAACAACCUGUAACAGUGCCAUUCUCUGCAGUAUUUUCUUAUUUACAAUUUGGUGCUGAGAAACUGUAUAUUCCAAAUGCCGGCAGACAGCAGCGACAUGUCUUCAAAAAGUGAGCUGCGUAAGCUGAGUGAGGAAAGUCUAGCCAGACAGCCUGAUGAAGUAUUUGACAUCAUUAGCAAAUUAGGAAGAGGGUCAUAUGGCAGCGUGUACAAGGCCCUGCACAAGGAAUCUGGUCAGGUCGUUGCCAUUAAGCAGGUACCUGUUGACACUGACCUUCAGGAAAUCAUCAAGGAGAUCUCUAUAAUGCAGCAGUGCGACAGCCCUUAUGUAGUAAAGUACUAUGGAAGCUACUUCAAGAACACAGACCUAUGGAUUGUGAUGGAGUUUUGCGGUGCUGGGUCUGUUUCGGAUAUCAUGAGGCUCAGGAAAAAAACUUUGUCCGAAGAACAGAUUGCAACUAUACUGUCAGACACAUUGAAGGGCCUAGAGUACUUGCAUCUACGACGGAAAAUACACAGGGACAUCAAAGCUGGCAAUAUCUUGCUAAAUAAUGAAGGACAUGCCAAGCUAGCAGACUUUGGCGUAGCUGGACAGCUAACCGACACAAUGGCUAAAAGGAAUACAGUGAUAGGCACACCAUUCUGGAUGGCUCCCGAGGUUAUACAGGAAAUAGGUUAUGACUGUGUGGCUGACAUUUGGUCUCUAGGUAUCACAGCUCUUGAGAUGGCAGAAGGCAAGCCACCAUACGGUGAUAUACAUCCGAUGAGAGCAAUAUUCAUGAUUCCAACGAAACCACCUCCAUCAUUCAGGAACCCCGACAAGUGGUCACCAGAAUUCAUUGAUUUUGUAUCGAGGUGUUUAGUAAAGAACCCAGAAGACAGAGCUACGGCCACAGAACUCCUACAGCACGAGUUUAUCCGAAAUGCGAAGCAGGUGGCGCUGCUGCAGGAGAUUCUUCAGGAAGCCAGGCAGAUACAGGAGAGUGAGGCACUAGCCAACCAAAAUCCAAACGACGACUCGGACGAUGAUGGCGAACAGGAUGAUGAUAGUGGCACGAUGGUGAAAGUUGCGACACCCACAGGUUCAGGAAAUGCUACAGCAGGAUCCGAUGAUACUGAUGCACAUAAUGACCUGUCAUCUGACGAUGCAGGAACGAUGGUAUCUCACAGUACUUCGAGUACAGCUGGCACGUUUAUAGUUGCAACUAGCGACUCUGAGUCAGGUUCCAUGCUCGAGUCUGACCUUGGAACGAUGGUGAUCAACAGUGAUGAUGACGAUGACAACGAAGGAGGAACAAUGAAACAUGAUGCGAAUGGCGACAGCCAGUUAAAGGAAAAGUACCGACCGUCAUUUCUUGAUCACUUUGAGAAGAAAGAGGUCACCGAUCAAAAGCCACAGGCGGGUGAAGUGCCGGCAGCUCUGCGGAAGGCGUCAGCACCUGUGCAGCAGCAGGAGCAAUUUGGCUUUCAUAGGUCCUUCACAGACGGAGACUUUGAAUUUCUGAAGUGUCUCACGUACGAGGAGCUGCAGGCGCGCAUGGCCGCGCUCGAUCCGGAGAUGGAGCGCGAGCUCGAGGAGCUGCGUCGCCGCUACCAGGCGAAGCGGCAGCCAAUCCUUGACGCGAUCGACGCCAAGAAGAAACGGCAGCAGAACUUCUAGUCGGAACGACGGAUGUCUGACUCGGCCGCAGCGUUGGCUCCAAGAGCUCCCGCGACGACACGCCAAACUGCCAGCGCAGCCUGCGAGAGGGUCGGCCCGAGGGUGCGGCUGUUGUAGGUUACGCCUCGAGGUGGAUACGAGACCAUGAUAGAGAGAGGGAGUAACUAGUAAUGGCUGACUGUCGAUGCUGGUCGGAUACUAGGAGAAUGGUAUUAAUAAGGGUUAGCUCGCGGUGCAGACGCUAGUUUACAAUAGAGACACAGACUAGAACCGGUUAGCGCUUGAACCAGGUGUACCGGCGUUCAGAGGCAUGAAUCUGGGCCGUUGUUCACGAAGUCUUUUGGCACUAGCGACAAGUUGGGAUGGACAUGAGAUUUGUGAUCCUCAUGGUGUUACGUGUGUGACGAAUUGCAGCUGGCUGUGAGAGACUGUGAGUCCUGUGUAAAGUUACAGCGAGGUCAUCAUAUUUUAGGUGGGAUCUGGUGUCGAUCACCAAUCGUAGGCCCUGUGCUAGGGAUGGAGAGAUAAGGUGCUCGAUUUUCACUGUGCAAUGCACGAGCACUAAUUUGGUCCCAGCAACUCGAUGCUGUUAGGUGAAGAUUGAAAAAGGGGUGGUAUUAGAUUAUUGUUGAAUGGAUCUGAAUUACUGCUGGCCUUUGUCUUCAUGAUAUUAUCUCUUGUACAGAGCCAUCUAGUGGCAGAGUUUCUUGUUCAAAUAAACUAUCGAAGACAAAGAUUUUCAUAAUUAGAGGCAACUACCAAAUGAUUUGUGUGCUUAUGUGUGAUGUAGCCACCAAGUCCUUGGCGGUAGCAAGGUUUUUGCUAUACGUUAUAUUUAUAUUCUGGAUAAACCCUGUUGGUAAUCACUGUUUUUAUAGAAAAGAUAUGAAAGGUGACUUUUGCUUGCAUUUGAUUUUUAUGUAAUACCUCCAAUUUUAGUUUAUACUGCUUUGACCCACACCUAGCUAAAGUGAUGUAGUGAGAAAUGCAGAUAAGUGAACCAUUUGAACAGUGGCGUAGCCAGGAUUUUUUAACUGGGGUGGGGCCAAAAACAGUGAACUGUGCAAAAUAGUGGAUGACUUAAUAUUUCAAUGGUUCCUCCACCUCCCUCUCCACACCCUAUGCUCCCCACCUCUCAG